CCUAGAGAUGUUAGGCAGGAGCACAGUUUUCUGAGCUUUUCAGCUGUUGGUGUGCAGCAGACAGUUGAUAAUUCCAGGAGAUCAUGAAAACAGCUUGCAGCCAAAGUUGUAAUCAGCAAGGAGCUGCAUUCUCUGGGGCCGCCCAGCCCGGCUCUGCCCGAGACGUGGCGCUGCCUCCGCCGGGAAGGGGAGGAGGGCGCGGCGGUGCAACGGGCUUCUCCCUCCCCGCCGGCCUGCCCGGCCGGGACCCGCCGCCGCCUCCACAGCUUCCACAGGCGCGGUGCCCGCCCCGCCACUGCCGCCGCCUCCCUCGCGCAGCCGGGCCCCUCGGCGGGGAGCCGCGGCCGCCGGGGGCAGCCGGGCAGGCGGCCGAUGCCGGCUGGGUGGCUGGAAAGGAGGCGGCUUUUCCUGACGGACCCUUCCGGCAGCAGAGGGAGGGGCAGCGGCUUCCUCAGCCGGGCCGGGCCUCCCCUCAGAGCCGGGGCAGGGCCAGCCUGCGGCGGGGGCAAGACUUCCCUGCUCCCUCACCUGCUUCACCCUCGGAAAUUAAAUGUGUGCCAAAAAGCGACGCGCCCCUUGCAGCUUCUCUUGUCCCUCCCCGCCGCGCUUGCUUCCCAGGCGCCGCGGCCUGGAGAGGUUUCGAAACGCCUCGGUCUCUGCCCGGGGGAGCUGCCUGCGCCCGCAGCGGGUUUGGGAGCCUCGGGCAGUUUUGUGCCCGAGGACGAGGCACCAGAGGUGUCCUCAAGAUCUCUGCCGAGCCUUUGAACGCGGUGGGAACCGGCAGGAUGCCGCCGGCAGAUGCUUCGAGCCUUUGUUUCUAG
Molecule: messenger RNA, 821 nt
Organism: Cygnus olor (mute swan)
Lineage: Eukaryota; Metazoa; Chordata; Aves; Anseriformes; Anatidae
Product: basic proline-rich protein-like
Exons: 2
Coding region: 84-821 (245 amino acids)
Source: RefSeq, a predicted model, not a curated record